CCGCCUGAUGGCAUUGAAACGGAUGGGAAUUGUCAGUGACUAUGAGAGAAUCCGUACUUACACGGUGGCAAUCGUAGGUGUUGGUGGAGUUGGUAGUGUGACUGCUGAAAUGCUGACAAGAUGUGGCAUUGGUAAGUUACUGCUCUUUGACUAUGACAAGGUGGAACUGGCCAACAUGAAUCGACUUUUCUUCCAGCCUCAUCAAGCAGGACUGAGUAAAGUUCAAGCAGCAGAGUAUACCUUGAGGAACAUUAACCCUGAUGUUGUGUUUGAAGUUCACAACUACAAUAUCACCACGGUGGAACACUUUGAACACUUCAUGAGUAGAAUAAGUAAUGGUGGGUUAGAAGAAGGAAAACCUGUUGACCUGGUUCUUAGCUGUGUGGACAACUUUGAAGCUCGAAUGGCAAUAAAUACGGCUUGUAAUGAACUUGGUCAGACGUGGAUGGAGUCUGGGGUCAGUGAAAAUGCAGUUUCUGGGCACAUCCAGCUCAUGAUCCCCGGAGAGUCGGCUUGUUUUGCGUGUGCGCCACCACUUGUAGUUGCUUCAAAUAUUGAUGAAAAAACCCUGAAACGAGAAGGCGUCUGCGCGGCCAGUCUCCCCACCACCAUGGGAGUGGUUGCAGGGAUUUUGGUACAAAACGUAUUAAAGUUUCUGUUAAGUUUUGGCACCGUCAGUUUUUACCUUGGAUACAAUGCAAUGCAGGAUUUUUUUCCUACCAUGUCCAUGAAGCCAAACCCUCAGUGUGAUGACAGAAACUGCAGGAAGCAACAAGAAGAAUACAAGAAGAAGGCAGCGACACGGCCCACACAGGAGGCUGCGCCUAAGGAGGAGGAAGAGAUAAUACAUGAGGAUAACGAGUGGGGUAUUGAGUUGGUGUCUGAGGUUUCAGAAGAGGAACUGAAGAACUCUUCAGGUCCCAUUCCAGACUUACCUGAGGGAAUUACAGUGGCAUACACAGUCCCAAAGAAGAUAUCUCUGCGGUCGGCCUUGAGGUGCUGGGAAGUACUCAGUGUCAGCAUGGAGACAGGCACAGCUCAUUGGAAACUGUGAAAGUAGAGACUUCCAAAAGUCCACCGAUGCAUCAACAAGAGGAUUCGGUUUCUGAAGUAACAGUGGAAGAUUCUGGUGAAAGCUUGGAAGAUCUCAUGGCCAAGAUGAAGAACAUGUAGACAGUGGACUGGCAUUUGUUUCAUUUUCUGUGCUUAUUCUAUUCCCUUGGAAUUAAAAAAAAUCAGAACUAACAAAACUUAGGGCUGCCUUAACUGGUAUGUGAAUCAUUACUGAGUUGUCAUGCUGUAUGGAACACGUGGUUGCUUCUUGCUUCUCUCUACAACUGAAUCAGUAAUGCUCCUACAGAAAGGAGAGCAGAGCCAAUCCCAUUCAUAAUUUCCUGUUAGUUCCCUGUCUAUGGACUAAGGCCCUGGACUGUAAGUAGUACAGAGGGAGGGUGGGAUGUUUAGCCUGGCAGCUGUGGCCGUCAAGUGUCUGAGUGUCCAAAUGGCUUCCUACCAGUUACCCACUACUGCUAAUCUGACCAGGAGUGACUUUAGACAGUCAACCUAUACAAUAAAACAUCCCUUCUGAUGUUUCUCCAUGA
This is a messenger RNA of Cricetulus griseus (Chinese hamster), 1601 nucleotides long. The record is from RefSeq and is a predicted model, not a curated record. NCBI's taxonomy places the organism in Eukaryota, Metazoa, Chordata, Mammalia, Rodentia, Cricetidae.